Messenger RNA from Thlaspi arvense, 6262 nucleotides. NCBI's taxonomy places the organism in Eukaryota, Viridiplantae, Streptophyta, Magnoliopsida, Brassicales, Brassicaceae. The record is from the annotation of a GenBank genome assembly.
UGAUUAUGAAUGCAGUCGGUAAAAAGAAAAAAGAAAAACUCACAAAAAUCUCACAGUUGAGGCGCGGUAUUGUGCAAAUUGCAAAAGCACCUCGUUAGGGUUUUUCUUCGGGGUUUUGUGUUUCCUUCUCAUCGAUUCCAUCCUCCGCAGAUAUCCCUAGCUUCCGCUGCUAGUUUCUCGUCUCCGACCUAGUAAUGGUCACGCCGAAGGAGUUAGUGGCAGUAGUACAGUCGUCGCUUCUCGGAACGUCAGGUACAACUCCAACGCAACGAAUCGAGCUCACUCAUGCCAUUCGCAGCUCCUUUUCCUCUAUUCAGAACCUCCUUUCAAACCCGCCCCCGAAGCAGUCCGAUAGAGCGCAAGUUCAGUCACGAGAAAUUCGACUUCCGAAUUCGUUGCCAAUAUCUUUGGAUGACCAAGAUGUCGCGAUUAGCUUGAAACUGAGCGAUGAGCUUCACCUAAAUGAGAUAGAUUCUGUUCGUCUGCUCGUAUCUGCAAACCAGGAGUGCGGCUUGAUGGGACGGGAUCCACUUGAGAUUCAACGGCUUGCAACUGGACUAUGGUAUACAGGGAGAAGAGAUCUUACAACAACGCUCUACACACUACUGAGGGCAGUUGUUCUGGACCAGGGGCUUGAACCUGAUCUUAUAGCUGACAUUCAGGGACUCUUAGAAGAUCUGAUUAAAUCUGGGCUCAGACAACGGUUGAUUAAUCUUAUAAAGGAACUCAAUCGGGAGGAACCUUCUGGCCUAGGUGGACCCUUAUGUGAGCGAUACCUUAUUGACUCACGAGGUGCUCUUGUUGAACGACGAGCUGUUGUUCAUAGGGAAAGACUGAUCCUUGGACAUUGCCUUGUUCUUUCGAUUUUGGUUGAUAGACCUGGUCCAAAAGAUGUGAAAGAUAUAUACAAUGUUUUGAAAGAUAAUGCAGCUCAAUUAACGCAAAGAAAUGAAACCAUAAGUUAUCAGAUUACAUUUAGUCUUCUGUUUUCUCUCAUCAUCACCUUCGUAUCAGAUGCUAUCAGCGCACUAUCUGAUAAGUCAUCUAUGAUUUCUCAAGAUGCUUCAUUUAGGACAGAGUUUCAGGAUAUGGUCAUGGCUCCUUGCAGUGACUUCACUGCUGAUGGCUUCAUUGGUGGCUUAAGGCUUGCCUGGGCUGUGCAUUUAAUGCUGAUAUAUGAUGGAAUAGCUGGAAUGGAUACAAUUUCCACCGCUUCGACAACAGAUAUGGGGCACAUAUGCUUUUGCCUGGAGUCCAUCUUUUCAAAAAAUGUGUUUCAAUUUUUGCUGGAUAAUGUUCUUCAAACUGCAGCCUACCAGAAUGAUGAGGAGGACAUGGUCUACAUAUAUAAUGCGUAUCUGCACAAGUUAACUUCUUGCUUUUUAUCUCACCCGAUCGCAAGAGAUAAGGUGAAGGAAUCAAAGGACAUGUCUAUGAGUGUUCUAAGUUCUUACCGAACUGGUGAUUCACUUGACGGCAGCAUGCAGACUGAAGAGGCUGACAGGCCGCUGCCCUUUAUUUCCCUUAUGGAGUUUGUAAGCAAAAUAUAUCAGUCUAUUCUUGAUUUUGUGUCUUUUGAUCUUUUGAAUUCGACUCGAUCACAGAAGGAACCUGAGCUACUCUACGGGAAUGAUGUCUUGUGGACAUUUGUGAAUUUUGCUGGAGAGGACCACACAAAUUUUAAAACUCUUGUGGCGUUCUUGGAAAUGCUGUGUACCUUGGCUUCCACUCAAGAUGGUGCUUCUAAGGUUUAUGAGUUGCUCCAAGGUACAGCAUUUCGGAGUAUAGGAUGGGCUACUUUGUUUGAUUGCAUACGAAUUUACGACGAUAAGUUCAAGCAGUCUCUUCAAACUGCUGGAACCAUGAUGCCAGAGUUCCUGGAAGGCGAUGCAAAAGCGCUUGUUGCAUAUCUGAAUGUUCUUCAGAAGGUUGUUGAGAGUGGUAAUCCUACUGAGAGGAAAAACUGGUUUCCUGAUAUUGAACCAUUUUUUAAGCUUCUUGGCUAUGAAAACGUCCCUCCAUAUCUAAAGGGUGCUCUUAGGAAAACCAUUGCUGCCUUUGUUUAUGUCUUUCCAGAAAUGAGGGACUCUGUCUGGGCAUUUCUUGAGCAGUAUGAUCUGCCGGUUGUCGUGGGAUCACCGGUGGGAAAGAGUGACCAAUCUUCUCAGGUCUAUGAUAUGCAAUUUGAGUUGAAUGAAAUUGAAGCAAGGAGAGAACAAUAUCACUCAACAGUUUCUUUCCUAAAUCUGAUUAACUCUCUGAUUGCCGGAGAGAAAGAUGUAACUGAUCGUGGGCGUAGGUUUAUCGGCAUCUUCAGAUUUGUUUAUGAUCAUGUAUUCGCCCCUUUUCCUCAGAGGGCAUACUCAGAUCCUUGUGAGAAGUGGCAAUUGGUUGUGGCAAGCCUUCAACAUUUUCACAUGAUUUUAAGCAUGUAUGAUAUCCAGGAGGAGGAUCUUGAUGGAUUUACUGAGCAUCCGAAUUUUUUGGCGUCAGUUGAAACAUCGUCACUGCAAACGCAGCUUCCAGUUAUAGAAUUAUUAAAAGAUUUCAUGGGUGGGAAAACUCUUUAUAGGAACCUAAUGGGUGUUCUUCAGGUUGGGGUGAAUUCUAUCAUGAGCGAGCGAAUCAGUAAAACUUACGGGAAGAUUUUAGAAAAGGCUGUACAACUUUCUUUUGAAAUCUUACUGCUCGUCUUUGAGAAGGAUUUGCUUGUUUCCGAUGUCUGGCGUCCGCUGUACCAGCCUUUGGAUAUAAUUCUCUCUCAAGAUCAUAAUCAAAUUGUUGCCUUGUUGGAGUAUGUCAGAUAUGAUUCUCUUCCUCAGAUUCAGAGAUCUUCGAUCAAAUUGAUGAACAUCUUAAGUUCUCGCUUGGUUGGACUCGUUCCAAUGCUGAUUAAAAUGAAUGCUGCGAAUUCCUUGAUUGAGGAUUAUGCGUCCUGUCUUGAGCUACGACUGGAAGAGGGUGAAGUCGUAGAGAACAGUUCUGAUGAUCUGGGGGUCCUUAUAAUGCAGCUUCUGGUUGAUAAUAUCAAUCGGCCUGCACCAAGUAUCACACAUUUGCUUCUAAAGUUUGACCUGGAUUCCCCCGUGGAAGGGACAGUUUUGCAGCCCAAGUUUAACUACAGUUGUCUGAAGAUCAUUCUUGAAAUGCUGGAGAAACUUUCAAACCCUGACAUAAACUUCUUACUCUUUGAGUUUGGCUUUCAACUUUUGUGUGAGUUGAGUUUGGAUCCAUUAACUAGUGGUCCAACCAUGGAUCUCUUGAGCAGCAAAAAAUAUCAGUUUUUUCUUCGGCAUCUCGAUACCAUUGGUGUUGCUACUCUUCCAAGAAGAAGUGGUAGCCAGGCUCUCCGUAUUAGUUCCCUUCAUCAGAGGGCGUGGCUACUAAAGCUCCUAGCUAUUGCAUUGCAUACUGGUUCUGGAAGCAGUUCAGCCCACCUAGAGGCAUGUCAGAGCAUACUUUCUCAUCUUUUUGGGCGGGAGGGAACCGAAGCAGGGAAUGAACUUUCUUCUUCCAGUUCAUACACUCUUCAGGAUGGGCUUGAUUAUAGUGGAACUAGUUCAAUCAGUAAAAGUAGGGUAUUGGCGUUGCUUGAAAUACUCCAGUUUAGAUCUCCUGAUGCUUCGAUGCAGCAUCCUCAAAUUGUGUCAAGCCGAAAGUAUGACACGCUGGUGGAGGACAUACUUGGGAACCGUGAUACCUCUGUUAGCGGCAGUAUCUAUUAUAUUUCUGAGCGUGGUGAUCGCCUGAUUGAUCUAUCUUCCUUCAGUAACAAACUCUGGCAGAAACUACAUUCUGGAUUUCCCCUAGUAGAUACUUUUCCAAAUGCUGCUGAGCUUAAUGAAGUUAGAGAGACAGUUCAACAGCUGUUGAAAUGGGGGUGGAAGUAUAAUCGAAACCUUGAGGAGCAAGCUGCCCAACUUCAUAUGUUAGCUGGCUGGUCUCAGAUUGUUGAGGUGUCUGCUUGCAGAAGAAUAUCUUCUCUGGAAAAUCGGUCUGAAAUUUUGUACCGGAUACUUGAUGCCUCUCUAAGUGCCUCUGCUUCUCCAGAUUGUUCAUUAAAAAUGGCGUUUGCACUCACUCAGGUCGCCCUUACCUGCAUUGCCAAACUUCGUGAUGAUAGAUUUUUGUUUCAUGGUGCCUUGAAUUCUGACACAGUGACGUGUCUAGAUGUUAUGGUUGUAAAACAUUUAUCCACUGGUGCUUGCCACUCCGUUCUAUUUAAACUUGUUUUGGCAAUUCUAAGGGACGAGUCAUCGGAAUCCUUGAGAAGGCGCCAAUAUUCAUUGCUCUUGAGCUAUUUCCAGUACUGUCAGCAUAUGAUUGCUCUGGAUGUGCCAACAUCAGUCGUGCAGUUCUUGUUGCUUAAUGAACAAGAUGGUGAAGAUUUGGAUAUCCAGAAGAUUGACAAGGAGCAGGCUGACCUUGCUCGUGCCAACUUUUCUAUAAUAAAGAAAGAAGCUCAGGGCAUCUUGGAUCUGGUAAUCAAAGAUGCAUGUCAAGGCAGUGAGUUUGGGAAAACGAUAUCACUUUAUGUGCUGGAAGCCCUUAUUUGUAUUGAUCACGAGAGAUAUUUUCUUAGUCAGCUUCAGAGCAGAGGUUUCAUACGCUCUUGCCUUGGCAGUAUUAGUAAUAUUUGCUACCAGGAUGGAACAUAUUUACUGGAGUCACAACAGCGAGCAUGUACCUUAGACGCAGAAUUUGCAUUGUUACUUAGAAUUAGCCACAAGUACGGAAAGUCGGGAGGUCAGGUUCUGUUCUCCAUGGGCGCACUGGAACAUAUCGCCUCCUGUAGAGCUAUCAGCUUCAAGGGAAAUAUGAGGCGGGUCGAUAUGAAGCUUCAGAGUGAUGCAGGAUUUGAUGUGCAAAAGCAACGAACAACAAUCACUGCUGUCUUAAGAUUGGUGUUUUCUCUAACUUCAUUGGUUGAGACCUCUGAAUUUUUUGAGGGGAGGAAUAGAAUUGUUCGUGAAGUCGUUGAGUUUAUCAAAGGACAUCAAUUGAUUUUCGACCAACUUCUUCGUGAAGACUUAGCACAAGCAGAUGAUAUAUUGAUGGAACAAAUUAUCCUUGCAGUAGGAAUAUUGAGCAAGGUCUGGCCAUUUGAAGAGAACGAUGGAUAUGGAUUUGUUCAAGGGAUGUUUGAUAUGAUGAGCAAGCUUUUCAUCGUCUCCCCCAUUCAAUCCGUAUCAUCCCGAGUAGGACAAGUAGUUCAGGCAUCUGGUCAUCUAUUCCUCGAUUUCUUAUAUUCGUUGGGUUUCUCCUGUGUUUCCUCAUCUGGUGGACAGAAGGGGUCAGAGCUCAAAUGGUCUCAGUUGCGAUUCAGCUUGACUUCUUACUUAUAUUUUUUGGUGACCAAAAAUUAUUUGAGGUUACAGAUGUCAGAUGAUUCUUCUGAUAACUCCACUAAACUACGGCAACCAACGUUGAUGCUGCUUGCAUCACUUCUUUCGCAUGUGACUGAUUCCCUCGAGAGAGCAGCAGAGAAGAAGUCCUUACUCCUUCAUAAGAUCAGAGAAAUUAAUGAGCUGUCUAGACAAGAUGUAGACGCGGUAAUCAAUAUGUGUGAUUGCCAAGAAUAUGUCACACCAUCCGACAACAUACAUAAAAGGAGAUACAUAGCUAUGGUGGAAAUGUGCAAAAUUGUGGGCAACAGGGACCAGUUAGUCACAUUGUUACUACAACUAGCAGAGCAUAUACUAAAUAUCAUCCUGAUCCAUCUCCAAGAUAGAUCUGUUAGUUCAAAUGAAAGGGGAUCAUAUGGUUCAAAAUCCCAUCAAAAACAAGAUGUUACUGAUCUCUGUGUCAAAGUGUCACCUACCACAGAAAGGCUUGCAUUACUAAAUGAGGGAAAAAUCGGACAUAACCUGAAGGUGUUUCAGAGACUGGCGACUGCUGUAAAAGAAAUGGCUGUCCAAAAGUGUUUAUGGUAGGCUGGCUGCUCAAGAAAUGUAGAGAAUCGUAUCUGGUGAUUAAACGAUUUCUUGUAUGAAAUGUCUAAUUCUUAAAUGUAUUGUGGGUAUGAAUAACUGGGCACAGGGAUUUAAAAAAAGAAAUUGCACGGCGUCCACGAAAUCUCACUUAGAUCAUGAUUUCUGUGAGAUUGGAUUUGUUAUCGCCUUAUCCAGAACAUCUUAAAUCAUAUAUCUAUAAUGUCAGAUAACUUUCUCAGAAAGCACAUCUGUUUCAUAGAACAUAAAAACCCGAAAUAACACGAAGUUUAUUAAGGUAUAGUGCGAAAGUUUUUAAAAGUCGAUAUUUU